GGGGGCAAACAACGGGAAGCAGAAGCAGUGAUGGGAUAUGCGUAGAAUUUGCUGCGGCAGACCGAGGAGGUUUCGAACAACCCCGCCUGAAGAGGAGCUGGCGGAGGCGGCAAUCAGCGAGGUGGGUCGGCAUGGAGGAGAGCGGAUAAUCUUGGCAAACCCGGCCCCCGCUCGUUCAGGAAGGAGGACUUGAAACGGAAGGUUCAUUGAAGCUAUUGCGUCGAAACCUGCGACACCCAGGAUUGUGACCGGGUCAUAUCAUAUGGUGUGAUCCCUCUUUCCCCGGCCAAGACGGUGAAGUAGCCUGGCUGAGGGAAUAAAUGCGAUCGCCCAGUGCGGAGCAAAAGCCGUGGCUUCUUGUGAGGCAGGGCCAGGACGAUACGCGGAGGACGAGUAGGCCUGACGGGAGUUGUCAGCGUUGACGCUUGGAGACGUGGCCGAUGCCAGCUCUUGGACAGCUAGGGGCCCUUGUCCUCACUCAGCGUGUCGAACGUGGAGGAGGCUGUGCAGGAGGAGCGGCAGGAGGCAGGAAUGCGGAAGGAGGACCUCGACGAACCAGCGGGAACGCGGGAGAUGUCGCUGUGAUCGAUUAGAAAGGAUAAACGCUUCAUCUUCUCCCAAGCUCUGGAACUCAAUUUCCGUCGUCGUUGUCUUUCGGUUUGUUCUCUCGCGGUUUGUUCUGUCGACCACUCUAUCAGACAGACAGAUGACGGUGGAUGGCAAUGCUUGUCUCGCUGCUGAAUCUACGGUGGACGGCAAUGCGAGUGUCGCUGAAUCUCUAUUCCGUUUGAUAAGACUUCUGCCCAAGAAGGUCCAGAUGGGUAUAGCCUUGUUUAUUUGGGUGGGCGGUUUCCAUGUGAACUUACUCUUCUCCCUCCUGAUUCUAUGCAACCUCCCGGGUCCGGUAGGCAUCGCCUUGCUCUGCGUGUACCUGACAUUGGCGUUCAUUCCUGUGAAGGAGGACUCCAGUUGGGGAAGAGAGCUUUGUCGCUUCGCUUGCUCCACCGUCGUCGACUACUUUCCCAUCUCUUUGAAGUUUGAGGAAAGAGACAGUCUCGACCCGGGCCGAGCUUACGUCAUUGGACUCGAGCCGCAUUCCGUUUUGCCGCUAAGUGCUGUGGUCCUGAGCCCUCUGGUGAUGAAGACACCGUUUCCGAGGAUCAAGAUGCUGGGAUCCUCCGCGCUCAAGCAUGUGCCCUUCGCCCGUCACGUGUGGACAUGGAUGGGUGUGGCUGACGUGUCGAAGUCGUCCUUUGACGACCUCCUGCGGAGAGGUUGGUCGUGCGUUGUCGUUCCCGGCGGAGUGCAAGAAUGUCUGUACAUGGAGAAAGACAAGGAGGUGAUUUUCUUGAAGCAGCGGCGAGGAUUUGUCAGAAUGGCGAUGGCAACGGGAUCACCGCUAGUCCCUGUGUUCGGAUUCGGACAGAGCCACACGUAUUACUUUUGGCUUCCAAAAGGACAGUGGUUUAGGAAGCUGUCGAGGAUGAUACAUUAUGUCCCUAUGCUGUAUUGGGGCAUCAAAGGAUCUCCAGUGCCUGUGCCAGGGAGGAUGUUAGUCGUCGUCGGGAGGCCCAUUGAAGUGCCUUGUGUGAAAAACCCGACACCUCAGCAGGUCUCCGAGGUGCACGACAAAUUCGUCAAGGCCAUGGAAGAUAUUUAUGAACGGCACAAGAGGGAAGGGGGAAUGGAAGGGGUACCCCUCGUCAUCAAGUGACUGUCCUAGGGAGCUUUGGCAAGUUCUCGUCGAGAUGGCCGGUGGAAUGCCUCGUAUGAGCUAUGUAUCCUACGACUGACG
Chara braunii is the source of this 1795-nucleotide messenger RNA. The record is from the annotation of a GenBank genome assembly. Lineage: Eukaryota; Viridiplantae; Streptophyta; Charophyceae; Charales; Characeae.